GACCACUCCGUAUUUCCAACUACUCCUCUCAGGCAUACCUAUCGACGAUCCUCUUACCCGUCAACUCCCGAUACAACAUCCAGCACGAAACAUCACUUAGCCAAGAUAAUAGAGUACGACGUUACGACAGCGAAGAAAAGAAAAUCUAAUCAAUCAAAUCUUAUCUCUACAGUAUCCACCCUUUAUUGACGUCCCCAGUACUCCCCCCUUCCAAGGUAAAAUAGCCCGUAGAUCACCAUUGCCCACUGAUGCAAGGCACAUGAGCACCUUCUUAGGUAUAACUACCAACAAGGAUACGGUACGACUUUCAACAUUAUGCCGAGACAUACGUGGUCUUGCAGACCCGAUAUCGGUCGACAUGGAUGAUGGGGGCCAUGGUUGUCGUCUUGUUCCAGCGCCCCAGGGUCCUGUCCAGACAAUCAACAAAGGAAGAAUUUUCUUCUGUUCCAAAUGACCCACGGAGUGAUUCUGUAAGGCCACUUCACUUGGCUCUGCGUUGAGGUUUGAUCGGCCUACAUUGAACUUUUUUGGCAUGCGUAUGUCGUUGUGACGAAAUCGAAUCGAGGCCCUCCGAUGGCACUUCUAACAUUUGAUCCUGGCCGAACUGAAUCAGUCGACACUUGAGUAUCCUGUAUAGUGGCCCAUACUCCCACACUCUGAUACUGAAUUGACAGACGCGCUUUGUACUUGUGCACCACGCCUGCGGCAUCGUAUCAGAGAAAAAGCGCUUCCAGAAGAACAGGCCAGUGGAGCCACCAAGGGCAAGGCCACUGUGUACUUGGUCUCUAAAAGAUGUCACGGUUCAAGGGCGCGUUCGACUAUUUUGCGAUUUUCGUCCAAGCACAACCCUCGCCUCUCGAUUUGUUGCUCCUGGUCACAGGAGUCAUCAGUGCCAUUGCCUCCGGUAUUCCUUUCCCGUUACUUGGCAUCAUCUUCGGUCAACUCCUCGAUGAUUUCAACGACCAGAUUUGCGCCGCCGAUGAUGCACAAGCCUCGGCGACCAGUACACAGCACUACCAGAGCGCGGUCGAUGACAAGGUCCUGUACGUGGUCUACCUUGCCAUUGCCCAAUUUGGCUUCAUGUACAUUCACCUCGUGAGCUGGUCUCUGGGCGGUGCCAGACUGGCCCAACGCCUCCGCGAGCAAUACCUACGCAGUCUCCUGCGAAAAGACCCAGCCUUCUUCGAUGGCCGGCCCGGCGGUGAAGUUUCGUCGCGGCUCAACGGUGACAUAUCCAUGAUCCGCAUGGGCGCCUCUGAGAAGGUCGGCAUCUGUCUAUCCAGCCUUUCCUUCUUUGUCACGGCGUAUGUCGUUGCCUUUAUCAAGAUCCCAAGGCUGGCCGGCAUCUUGGUUGCACUUGUCCCGGCUUACUUUUCCAUGUCGCUGGUCGGGGGCUAUUUUGUCAAGAAGUAUUCUUCUCAAGUGUCCGAUCGCUUUGCCGCCGCGUCGUCCGUCGCGUCAGAGGCCUUGACCAAUGUGGCUGUUGUGCAGGCCUUCAAUGCCAACGACAAGCUGGAAGCGAGUUUUUCAUCGCACCUGCGAUCGGCUAGAAAGGCAGGGAUCGACAAGGCCCUGGCCAACGGCAUCCAGGCCGGCUUGAUGUAUUUCAUCGCCUAUGCCGCUGACGCGCUGGCAUUCUGGCAAGGCAGCCACAUGAUAGCGGAUGCUGUCGCGGGUAAUGGCAAAGAUACGACGAUAGGGGCAGUCUUCACUGUCAUUUUCCUCCUGGUCGAUGCAACUCUGAUACUCAGCCAAAUGACUCCGUUCCUGGCCAUCUUCGCCGGAGCUGCUGCAGCCUUUGGCAAACUGAAGAGAGAUAUCGAUGCCCCUUCGGUAAUCAAUGGGACAGCAGACACGGGCUUGAGGUUGUCUCCCGACUGUGCGGGUGGUUUCAAACUGGAGAACGUCUCUUUUCGGUAUCCGUCAAGACCGGAGCAAGAAGUACUCAAGAAUGUGUCUCUAGAAUUUCCGGCCGGGCAAAAGACUGCCAUAGUCGGGUUCUCGGGGAGCGGGAAAUCGACCAUCGCCAGCUUGUUGCUUCGUCUGUACGACCCAGUCGAAGGCUCGGUGGUCCUGGACGGGCACGAUCUUCGCGAGGUGAACACCCGACAAGUCCGCGGCAUGAUUGGCCUGGUACAGCAGGAUGCCACCUUACUUGACCGAUCAAUUCUUGAGAACAUCGCUCACGGACUGGUGAACUCGACUGCACCUGAACACGAGCGACUUCAAGACACACUUCUCGGGCCUCAACUCGGUUCUGUGGCAGCCGCGAUAAGAGACGGCCGUGUAGCGACAGACGCUGCCCACGAGCAGGGCCCAGUAGUUGAAGAGAUCUUGGGUAUGGUCCAGCAUGCGAUGGAAGUCUCGGAUGCUGCACGCUUCGUCAACAACAUGCCAGAGGGUUUGGGUACCAUGGUAGGGUCCAGUGGAACAAGGCUGAGCGGAGGGCAGAGACAACGUAUUGCCAUUGCGAGGAGUAUCGUCAAGAACCCUAAAAUCCUCAUACUCGACGAAGCAACGGCCUCCCUCGACUCUAGAAGUGAAAGAGAGAUCCUUGAUGCCCUGGAGCGCUGUUCAGAAGGCCGAACCGUUAUUUCGAUAGCUCAUCGACUCUCCACAAUCCAGAAGGCAGACAAAAUUGUCGUAAUGGAGAAUGGCCGCAUUUUGGAAGAAGGAACGCACGCGGAGCUGAUGAGCAAACAAGGCUCGUACGCCGGGCUCGUCAACUUACAGAACCUGGACUCAAAGUCACCAACCCGGCGAGCCAGUGAAGACAUUUCACUGAGCGGUAUGACCGACGUGGACAAUGUAGACAAUGAACUUGAAAAGACCAGCAAAGCCGAUAUGUCCAUCGAAGUAACGAAGGAGCGCGUUGACAUCCCUUCGUCGACGGAGACAUCUGCUGAAACUGAUGAUGAAUCGGUAGAUCAGAGUCUCGGAACAUUGACAAAAUCCAUGGCACGCUUCAUACGCCCUCACGCUCUUGUGGCGCUCUGUGCUCUCGCGGGUGCCAGCAUCGUUGGUGGCGCGUACUGCGCCGACGCUGUCAUCUUCGGCCACACGGUUGGAGGUCUCAGUCCUUGCCGCUCACCGGCACAUAUUCGAGAUAGUGGACGUUUCUUCGCCCUCAUGUUUUUCGUGUUGGCUAUUAUCGAAUUGUUUGCCAACAUUGUGAGUUGGAUCGGGUUUGGCUGGGUGUCCGAGAAGACCAUCUACACCAUUCGGGUCUUUCUCUUUCGUGCCAUCUUCGAGCAGGAUGUCCAGUGGCAUCAGUCCCAGGGCCGCACCCCCUCCAGUCUGCUUGGGCUGAUCACCAACGACGGGAAUCAGAUUGCUGGUCUCAGUGGGUCCAUUAUUGGGACUAUCUUGUCAAUUUGUAUCAAUCUUGUUGCAGCGGUCAUCAUGACAUUGAUCAUAGCCUGGAAGAUUGCACUGGUCUGUAUGGCCAUUGUCCCACUUCUGCUUGGGGUGGGAUUUACGCAGCUGCGUGCUCUAGCUCGAUUCGCGGACAAGCACGAGCACGCGUUCAACAAGUCGGUCGGGAUCAGUGUUGAAGCCGUCAAUUCAAUCAAGACAGUUGCUGCGCUGUCACUAGAACACGAGAUAUUGCAGGUAUAUCGUCGCACACUUGAUGGACCGCGACGAGAGGUUACUGCUAUCAGCUUCCAUGCCAACAUCUGGCUCGCUCUGCAGUACCUAGUCGGUAACCUGGCGUUUGCGCUAGGGUUCUGGUGGGGAUCUAAACAAGUGUUCAGCGGCAUGUAUAGUCAGACACAGUUCAUCAUGGUCGUCUUCUCUCUGCUGGUCAGCGCUCAACUCUGGAGUCAAAUGUUUGCCCUUGCCCCCGAGAUCACCAAUGCGCGGGCUGCUAUUGCCAGAGUCACCAAUGUGAUAGCUCUGGGAUCAUCGGCCAGUUUCCAGGGAUCUUCGACCGUCAGCAAAAAAGACGACAUCGAAUUCAGUGCCGAGACGAAAACCGCAUCACUACAUGGAACAAGGGGAAUGGACGUGAGAAUGCAGAAUGUCCACUUCGCUUACCCCGCCCGCCAAUCUGCUCCCGCUCUCCGUGGUCUCAGCAUUCGUAUUCGCCCAGGUCAGUUCUGCGGGCUCGUAGGACCAUCGGGCGCAGGUAAAUCCACAAUUACAUCCCUGGUCGAGCGCAUGUAUCUGCCGCAGUCGGGUGAGAUCUUGAUCGACGGGAAGGACAUCACCAAGCAGGACGGGAUAUCCUUUCGCGACGACAUUGCCCUUGUACCUCAAGAUGGCGUGCUUUUUGAUGGCACGAUACGAUUCAAUCUGUCACUGGGGGCACGGCCUAGGACUUUAGUGUCGGAUGAGGACAUGAUGGAGGCGUGUAAGCUCGCCAGUAUUCAUGAUACCGUUCUCCAGUUACCUCAGGGCCUUGACACACUCUGUGGCACCAACGGAAGCCAGCUGUCGGGUGGGCAGAAGCAUCGACUAGCCAUCGCUCGCGCGUUGGUGCGUAAGCCCCGACUCUUGAUCCUGGACGAACCGACCAGUGCCUUGGACGCCGAGACAGAGAAAACUCUGCAAGACAACUUGCGAAUUGCGACGCAAGGUAUCACCGUACUGGUGAUAGCACAUCGGCUCAACACUAUCCGUCACGCUGACAAGAUCUUUUUGAUUGAGGCGGGGCAAUGUGUCGACUCUGGGACACAUGACGAGCUUUUUGAACGAUCCGAGUCUUACCGGGCGAACGUGCUCAGUCAAAUGAUUGCAGAAUGAAGAGUCAAAGCAUAGAGGCCGUAGAUGGAAAGCAUCAUAUAAUCUUGAUUGAAAAGUUGAUUUGAACGAAAUGCAUCUCGUAGCAGAUAGAAAAGAGGCGAACCAUAACAAAGUGGUGUGGUUUUUACGCGUCGUUGCUCUACGAGUCACGUGACUUUGCA
This is a messenger RNA of Exophiala oligosperma, 4907 nucleotides long. RefSeq lists its product as uncharacterized. Gene Ontology annotation, molecular function: ABC-type transporter activity; ATP binding; ATP hydrolysis activity. Gene Ontology annotation, cellular component: membrane. NCBI's taxonomy places the organism in Eukaryota, Fungi, Ascomycota, Eurotiomycetes, Chaetothyriales, Herpotrichiellaceae. The transcript has 3 exons. The record is from RefSeq and is a predicted model, not a curated record. The coding region runs from base 793 to 4746 and encodes 1317 amino acids. Gene Ontology annotation, biological process: transmembrane transport.